CUGUACCAAGUAGGAAUGUAAUUAAGAUCAUAUCUCCUAGAUGGCUGAUAAGUUAAAACAGGCUAUAUAUGCUUCUCUUCCCUGAGAAAAGAACCAGACCACACAUCUAGCUAGCUAGGUAGCCCACCUCAACAUCGGCUUACUUGUUUUGGAGUAGAUGUUUCAGAUUAGAAGCAACAUAGAGAUUUGAGAUAUGGGAAGUGCUACUGCUGAUUCCAGAUCUGGUAUUAAGCUUUUUGAAGCUUGUAUCAAUUCGAAUCUGAGGUCCUUCCUUCACAGUGUUACGCCAACUUUGGAGCCCUACACCGUUGCCAAGCCAGGCGGCUAUUCUGGUAGAGUGCCCGAGUUAGGUAGAUGCUUCUUCCUUGUAGACCUUUGGAACCACUUCUACCCGUUGAGCGCCUAUGGUGUCGGUACUCCGGUUCGUCUCCCUUCCGGUCAGGAAAUUGAGCAGUACUUUGUGCCGUAUCUUUCAGCCAUUCAGUUGCACACCAUCUCAGACUUCACUUCAUGCAACGAGAUAAUGGUCGGCAAUAACUUGUUUGAUGCGAACAACUACGGCUGGUGCAGUGCGGCAGAUAACUGGAAUGGUCAGUAUGCAACAACAUCAUUAGCGAGGUAUGACAGCCCGAGGUCAAUGAAUGGAGGGCCAUGUUUUCAGUACUUUGAAUGUGAUUCCCCUUAUGAAAGGAUGCCUCUCGCAGACAAGGUGUAUGAGCUGUGCUAUAACUUUCCACCCCUAUCAUAUCUUAGCAGUAUUGAGCUCUCUCCAUCUAGUUGGAUGUCAGUUUUCUGGUAUCCUAUAGGCCAUGUUCCCGCGAUGAACAAGAAGGACCUGACUACUUGCUUCUUGACUUACCAUAGCCUGUCAACAUUAGAAGAUCGUACGCCGUUUGACAGCAAGGACCCGCUGACGCUUCCCCCAAUUGGCCUCGCGACGCACAAGACGGACGGAGAUGUAUGGACAAGCGCGAACUCCGGCGACCAAGAGCUGACCACCUCCCUCGUCGGCGCGGCGGACUCGUGGCUGAAGAAGCUUGACGUCCAGCAUCAUGACUUCAAUUACUUCCUCAACAGUAACAGGAACCUGAUCCACUACAGGUCCUUGACCGAAGCAAGUACCAGUGCAGUUUGACAUGGCGAACUUGACUGGCUGAAAGCGGUUGCCGGAGCUGGUUGUUCUGGGUACAAGAAGGAAGACUGCAUCGAUACUCUCUCUUCUUUUUAUUUUUGCGGUGGUGGUUUGCAGUAAUUGGAUCCUAAUCACUGAGACAUCGUAGUUGGUACUGAAUAAUUGCUUGUUUUAGACCAAGACUUUAUCUUGACAUUGAGUUUUACUUUCACAUGAAAAACUGCAAGGUGUGUGCUCGAAAGUAUGCAGCCUUCAGAAAAGGGAGUUAUUUAAA
Messenger RNA from Oryza sativa Japonica Group (Japanese rice), 1406 nucleotides. RefSeq lists its product as uncharacterized. The record is from RefSeq and is a predicted model, not a curated record. Lineage: Eukaryota; Viridiplantae; Streptophyta; Magnoliopsida; Poales; Poaceae.